Nicotiana tabacum (common tobacco) is the source of this 469-nucleotide messenger RNA. The record is from RefSeq and is a predicted model, not a curated record. NCBI's taxonomy places the organism in Eukaryota, Viridiplantae, Streptophyta, Magnoliopsida, Solanales, Solanaceae.
UGCAAUGUCUGCAGCAUGCGAAACAUGAAUAUUUUCUUGUGAAGAAUAAACUUGAAACUUUGUUUAGGCUGGAGCAACAAAUCUUGGCAGCUGGUGGUACAGUUCCUGUCCUGUCUUAGGUGCUAAUAACAUUAACACAAGGCGAGAACAAAAAAUAAAGUAGGGGGUUUUGCUGCUGCAGAGUUUUUCAAGAUGUUUCAUGAGCUGCUUUGACUCCCUAGGUUCUAAUUGUUUAAGGUCGAAAGAAUUUCAUGUGAAUAACAUAUUUUACCAUCUUUGUUGCUUCAUUUUUUAUAGGCUUAUCGUUCUAUCUUAUUUUCGACUUGUAUUUCUUUGUUUUAUAAACUCAAUAUUAAUCAUAAUUCGUGUGCCGGGUGAUUGUUUAAAGCCAUUAUUAGGCAUUUGUAGAACUUGAGAUGACAAUCUUGUAAGCAUUAUAAAUAUAGGAGGAUUGUGUUUGAUGCCCAAA